Penicillium chermesinum is the source of this 1335-nucleotide messenger RNA. RefSeq lists its product as uncharacterized. The record is from RefSeq and is a predicted model, not a curated record. Lineage: Eukaryota; Fungi; Ascomycota; Eurotiomycetes; Eurotiales; Aspergillaceae. Bases 1 to 1335 code for a protein of 444 amino acids. The transcript has 4 exons.
AUGGAGGCAUCGAACUUUACCUUUGUGAAUACAACCGGGGCAUCUAGCCUCUCACAGCCAGCUGCCAGAAGGGUGAGAGCGCAUAUCACCAAAGCGAACUUCGCGAAAAGGAGGCAUCAACUAAGCGCAGCGGGACUUGGGGAAGAGCCUGGAAAGGUUCGUUUUGCAUAUUCUGACCAGCAGAAACUUCAUCUAAAGCGAAGAAAGAAUGGCCCUGUGAGCCGCCCUCUGGAGGCAACCUGGCUUAUGAACGGGGCACCUCCCAGUUCUGCUGAUCUCCAAGCGCUACAUGAAAUACAAGAUCUUUGUUUCUUGGAAGGUCGUCACGCACCUAAUUCUCCAAGUGAGGCAGCCUGGUUCCACAUGAUCGCCUCCGAGCCAGCACUUAUUGAAGCGACCAUGGCUGUCAGCGUCGGGCUCAUGUCCCCAGGAAAUUGGUGGCAAAUAAAGUCUGGCCUUCAUUUAUCCAAUGCAGUAAGUCUGAUCAAGGAUAAGAUUAUAUCAACAGCAACCCGAACAGACGGUGUUCUAGCUGCGGUGUGCACUAUGGCAUUUAGCGCGGCAUUGGCGCAAGAUACACUGGCGUGGAAGGUCCAUAUUGAUGGGGUUACGCACAUUAUCAAAGACAGAAACAUGCGAAUGUCAAAUCCGGUCUUUCCCUGGCUAACAGACAUCGUCACUCAGGACUCCGUUAAUUAUAUUUGUGGCUUCCCGCGGUUUUACCACAAGCAAGUUAUCUAUGCGUUAAAUGGGGAUAAGGAUACCAAGUUUCGGAAAUUAGUAAAAAUUUGUGAAGAUGUCAUUCAGCUGCAGAACGUAGUGGAAUCCCACCACACGCACAGUUUCGACCCCAAUUUUGUGGCUCGAGAGAUUGAGGAGCCAAUUUCCUCUUUAAUCUUUCAAUCUCGCUUUCUGCGCGCAGGUGACGACGCCAAUAUGGACUCCGCCGCACGAGCAAUUGAGCUGUUCCUAUACCUGCUCUGGCCUUCACAGUCAGCAGCUCACCUGACCCUCCUUGCUGAACAAAUGAAGCACUCGAUAAUCAAGUGGCCCGUCAAGGGCUGCAUGUUUAUGGAUUUAACGUGUUUUCAGUUUGUUAUCGGUGCUGUCGCUGCGGAAAAAGGCUCUUCCACAAGAGAGUGGUUUGUCAACAAAAUUGCUGGAGCAGUCCGAGCAAUGAAACAGCGAGGGUGGCUUAACCCUCUCCACCUCAUGGGAAAUAGGUAUCACUCCGGUAUUGGAGUGAGCAUGAAAUUCACGGCGCUUUGGGAGGAAUUAGAUGAUAUGUGUGCUGAGCUCAAAGCCCUUGAAUGGGGUCCACAUAUCGACUCAUAA